AUGUCGAAGCCAUCUGGAAAGAGCAGAGGGGAGCGUAAGCCAUCUGCUCUAGUUACCGGCUAUCUCAUAGCCUAUAAUUUCGCAUCUGCAGCCGGAUGGGCCUACUCAUUUGCACUACUCGCCAAAUCAAUCAUCACAAACCAGUCCUACCAACGCGCUUAUUAUGAUUCGGGAGAUGUGGUGCGCUGGGUGCAGACUGCUGCUUCGCUGGAAAUUGUUCAUGCUCUGCUUGGACUCGUCAAGACACCCGUUUCAACAACUGCUAUUCAGGUUGCGUCGAGACUGCUGCUGGUUUGGGGGAUUAUGAAUAGUUUUAACGUUACAGAGGUUCGAGAACAUUGGGCAUACUCUACAAUGGUCACUGCAUGGGCAAUCACCGAAGUGACUCGAUAUGUUUACUAUGGGUUUAAUUUGAUGGGGUUGAAUCCAGCUGUGUUGUUAUGGGCUAGGUACACAUUCUUCUACAUCUUGUACCCCAUGGGUGCCGGCUCUGAAGCCAUGGAGAUCUACAACGCGCUGCCAGCUGCUCGAGCGUACGCAAGCAAUGACUACCUGUACUACUUGUUGAUGGGUAUCAUUGCCAUCUAUCCACCUGGAUUUUAUGUCAUGUAUACGCAUAUGAUUGGACAGAGACGUAAAUAUCUUGGCAAGGCUGCUAGCAAGAAGAAAGCAUAG
Messenger RNA from Synchytrium microbalum, 675 nucleotides. RefSeq names its product very-long-chain (3R)-3-hydroxyacyl-CoA dehydratase (gene PHS1). Gene Ontology annotation, molecular function: 3-hydroxyacyl-CoA dehydratase activity. The transcript has 5 exons. Lineage: Eukaryota; Fungi; Chytridiomycota; Chytridiomycetes; Synchytriales; Synchytriaceae. Gene Ontology annotation, biological process: fatty acid elongation; sphingolipid biosynthetic process; very long-chain fatty acid biosynthetic process. The record is from RefSeq and is a predicted model, not a curated record. Gene Ontology annotation, cellular component: endoplasmic reticulum membrane. Bases 1 to 675 code for a protein of 224 amino acids.